Messenger RNA from Vicia faba (fava bean), 2964 nucleotides. NCBI's taxonomy places the organism in Eukaryota, Viridiplantae, Streptophyta, Magnoliopsida, Fabales, Fabaceae. The record is from the annotation of a GenBank genome assembly.
AUGAGAACUCGAAACGCGGAUUCGUCUUCCAAACCCGUAACCCCUAAGAAGCCACCGCCGGCGAAAAAACCCGCCGGAGAAUCUUUCGUCGCAAAGCGCACGCCUCCAUCCAAAACCAGAAACGCCAAGAAGGCGGAUGCAUCACCCGCAACCGAACCUUUACCUGAUUCCAAUCCGGAUCAAUCUGAGCAGCAAAAAUCGAUAGCUAGUGCUACUACCGCUACGAAAUCUGCGAAGAGGAAAACACCGGGUAAAACGAGGACAACGGUUGUUGUCAAUACUCCAAAUUUGGAAGAGCAAUUGGAGGCUGAAGUUGGUGAAGCGGCAGAGAAAGUGGUAGAAGCUGGAAAUGUUAGCGACAUUGGUGCAGAUGGGAGGGAACUAAAGGCCAUGGAAAUGGAUGAACCUGUUGUUGUGAAAGUUUGUGAGUUGGGUGAAAAGGGGAAGAACGUGGAAGAUAGUGAAGCCAUUGUUUCUCAAGAGGCUCCUCUUUCUUUUAAUCAGCUAGGAUGCACUGUCAUGGAUCUUAAUAUAUCUGUGGCUGAUAAUGAAGAUUAUACUGCUGCAAAGGAAGGAGAGGAAGCGUUGAAAGAAGAAGAAUUGAAUGUAGCAGAGGAAGAGAGAGAUAAGGAAGAGUUGAAAGCACGCGAAGGAAAAAAGGGAAAGGAUGAGCUGAACGAUCUAGGAGAGAAAGGAAAAGAAGAGUUGAACCAACAAAAAAGAGAGAAAGAAAUUUUCGAGUUUAAAAUACAGGAAGGUGAGAAAGGAAAGGAAGAGCUGAAAGAACAGGAAGUAGAGAAAGGAAAAGAAGAGUUGAAGGAGCACGAAGAAGAGAAGGGAAACGAAAUGUUAAAAGAACCGGUACGAGAGAAGGAAAAAGAAGAGUUUAAAGAACAUGAAGCACAAAAAGGAAAUGAAGAGUUUAAUGAUGAGAAAUUAGAAAAAGCAAAAGGAGAGGAAACAAACAUUAUUGGACAUGAAGAGCACUCUAGUGUAGAAGUUCAAGCCCAACCGCAAAAAGAAUUUGAUCCUGAAAAUUAUGGUGUUGAAGGGCCAAAGAGUGGUGAGUUGAUAGAUCUUGAAGAACAAGGGAGGGUGGAGCUUGAGGAGGAAGAUCUAGAGGAAGAUCCAGAGGAAGAUCCAGAAGAAGAUCCAGAGGAACCGUCCGAAGAAACCGAGACAUUGGAUGAAGAGCAUAUCGAUUUUGAAGCCAUUGCAAAGCAACGAAAGAUUAGGAAAGAGCAUGAGAUAUUUGUUGGUGGGUUGGAUCGUGAUGCUACUGAGGAAGAUCUGAGAAAGGUUUUUCAGAGGAUUGGGGAGGUAGUGGAAGUUAGGAUGCAUAAAAAUUCGGCAACAAAUAAAAAUAAGGGCUAUGCUUUUGUGAAGUUUGCCAUUAAGGAGCACGCAAAAAAAGCUUUGUCUGAAAUGAAGAACCCUGUUAUAAAGGGAAAACGGUGUGGCACCGCACCUAGUGAGGAUAAUGACACAUUAUUCUUGGGAAAUAUUUCCAAUAAAUGGACAAAAGAAAUUAUUAAACAGAAGCUGAAGGACUAUGGUGUCGAAGGGGUUGAAAACAUUACACUCGUACCAGAUGUUCAACAUGAAGGCUUGAGCCGGGGCUUUGCAUUCCUUGAGUUUUUUUGUCAUGCUGAUGCCAUGCUUGCAUACAAGAGACUUCAAAAGCCCGAUGUCAUAUUUGGUCAUGCUGAGCGAACUGCUAAGGUAGCCUUUGCCGAACCGGUACGUGAACCAGACCCAGAGAUAAUGGCACAAGUGAAGUCUGUGUUUAUUAACGGCCUCCCUCUUCACUGGGAGGAAGAUCAUGUGAGGGAGCGGUUGAAAUCUUACGGUGAAAUUGUAAAAAUUGUUUUGGCGAGAAAUAUAUCUACAGCUAAGAGAAAGGAUUAUGGAUUUGUGGAUUUUUCUACACAUGAAGCUGCUUUAGCUUGUGUUGACGGUGUAAAUAAAUCAGAAUUGGGAGACGGGGCAUCAAAGAUAAAAGUGAGAGCUAGGCUUUCAAACCCUUUCCCUAAAAUGCAGGCUGUCAAGGGUGACAUGUGUGGUGGCCUCCGCAUUGGCCAGGCUAGGAGUGAAGCUUACCCAAGAUCAGAAAUAGGUUUUGGGCGAGGGCGAGGAAGACAUCCCUUCAAUAACAGGGGAAAUUUCAAUAGGGGCAGGAGUUUUUAUCAUCACGGGGGGCGCAGUCAAAUUGGAAGGGGUUUUUGGGACGACCCUGAUUUUAGUAUGCAUCCGGAUUUCCAUCAGCGGCAAUUCGGUCCACAAGGAGCUAUGGGGGGUGGACAUUAUGCAGGUAGUCUAGGUGGUGCUCCAUUUGCUGGUCCAUCUAGACAUUAUUAUGAUAGAGAAUGGUAUGGUUUCCCUGAUGGAGGCCCCGGUGAGCCGAUUCUUCCAAGAAGGCCAUACUCUCCAGGUGGACGGUUUUAUGGCAUCCCUGACGGAGGUCCUGGUGAGCCUAUUCCUCCAAGAAGGCCAUACUCUCCAGGUGGACGGUUUUAUGGUAUCCCUGAUGGAGGCCCUGGUGAGCCUAUUCCUCCAAGAAGGCCAUACUCUCCAGGUGGACAGUUUUAUGGUAUACCUGAUAGAGGCCCUGGUGAACCUAUUCCUCCAAGAAGGCCUUAUUCUCCAGGGGGACAGUUUGACGUGCCUUUUAUGGGAAGGCAUGUUGAUGAUCCAUAUCUAUACGAGGACAAUAUGCGUGGAAUAAAACGGCCAUUUUAUAUGACCGACCCUGAACCUGAUUACAUGGGGCCUAAUAGACUUCGCCCACGAUUUGAUUAUGCAGAUCCAUCUAUAUUUCACGGAGCUCGAUACCAUGAUUAUGCCGGUGCUGGCAGCAGGCAGUACCCUAAUGACUAUUAUGGUUCUCAUUUGCAGCAUGGAAGAGGUCCACACUCAUCUUUUUAUGGGGGCGAUGGUCUACAUGAAGACAGAUACUAUUAUUAG